Molecule: messenger RNA, 792 nt
Organism: Symbiodinium sp. CCMP2456
Lineage: Eukaryota; Dinophyceae; Suessiales; Symbiodiniaceae
Source: the annotation of a GenBank genome assembly
AUGAGAUGUUGCACGCCCGUGCUCGCAGGAGCUCCAGACGCUGAAGGCUGCGCCGCUGCGCCGUGCUGCCUUGUCGAUGCGCGAUGCGUGCAGUCAGACUGGCAGGAUCAGAGCGAGCGGGCUUUGGAGGCAUCCAAAAAGAGCAGCCAUCGGACGGAGGACUUGGCACGGCAGCUGCAUCAGCUUCAGGAGGACCUGGGUGCCUCGCUCCGCGAGCGAAACCAGCUCCAUGAGGCGGUGGAGCAGCUCACGGUGCAGUUCCGCGAGGACGUCUUCCGCCAAUCGCAGCGACACCUGGAGCUCGAGGGUCUCAUCGAGGACCGGAACAACGAGAUCAAGCUGCUGAUGUACAGGCUCCAGGAGCUCUCCUCGAGGUAUGUGCCAGUGAAGGCGGAUGCCACGGACAUGGUCCUUUCGAGAUGGAUCAACGGCUAUCGGCCGGCAGUUCCUUUCUUCCGCUUGGCACAAGGGCUCUACCUCUUCGGUCGGCGGCAGGUCGUCUGCAAGAUUUCCAACGACAAGCCGGUGUUUCGCAUCGGCGGUGGCUUCGUAGGAUUUGAGAAGUUCCUCGAGCAGUUUGCUGCGGAGGAACUCGAGAGACUUCUGACCUACGAGUUGGCGAAGCUCUUAAGAGCAGCGGGUUUUGUCAGCCAUGUUGCAAACGGAGCGGGGCACCGCGGCGCAUUCGCAAGGAUGAGAAGACAGGCGAGCCCAAGUUCCUGGUGGUCGGGACCUCCGAAGCAUCCACAAGUCCCUCUCCUUGCAGCAGUUGUCAAGUUUUGGCCUGACUGA